Messenger RNA from Sander lucioperca (pikeperch), 1052 nucleotides. RefSeq lists its product as uncharacterized. The transcript has 5 exons. The record is from RefSeq and is a predicted model, not a curated record. The coding region runs from base 272 to 754 and encodes 160 amino acids. Lineage: Eukaryota; Metazoa; Chordata; Actinopteri; Perciformes; Percidae.
CAGUAUGUAUAUCACACAUCUCUUUAUUUAUUGAGGGCAAGCUACACCUUUGUACCUUUUUAUUCAUGCCACCAGCUACGCUGAAUGUUAAGAGUCACUGAACCUGUUUGCUGUGUGGAACUCAAUCAGAUAACCACCCUGUGGAGAAAGAGGGAGGAGGCAAAAGUGUGAAAAGCUUGCUGUCCAGGGAGACAAAAUCUGCAGCAAAUUAGUGAACAGAAGAAGCAGGAACUAAAGACUAUAUACGAGUGGAAGCAACCCAAAAGCAUCAAUGCGGGUUCAGUGGAUGGUGACCAUUUUAUGCAUCUUGUUGUCCAUGGGACUGGUGUUGAUUAUUGUGGGCCAACAUCAAGUCAUGACAAUGCUGGACAAGGCAAAUGAAAAGCUGCCAAAGGAGUCACAGAAACUUGAUGAUAAACUUUUAGAUUUAAGAAGCUUAAAAGCCUCGGUGGAAAAGCUGCUGGCCGCCGAGAACAAAGCAGUGAAGGAUCUGGAGGAAGCGGUGCCCCAACUAAUUCCAGAGAUAGAGAAAAAGAAAGUAGAACUUGACACCUGUCAGGCAGAAAAGAACACAAAAGCUGAUGAGCUGGCUGCCGUGGAGAAGGAACACACAGAGACUCAUGAAAAUUUAAAACAAGAGUCUGACGCCUGGAACCAAGAGAUAAAUAAUCUGAAACCACAAGUGAUGGGCUACAGGGAAAUAUGUAAUCAUGUGAAGAAGGGCACACUAGCUGAGAAAUUAUGUAGCACCUGAGGAUAACUCCUCACCUGAAGAAGAUAAAGGAAUACCAUUUCAGCUCUCCACAAUGCCAGUAAUUAACAUUUGUUCUAAGUGUCUAAGAUUGGUGUAGAUUUUUUACAUUUGUCAUUCCUGUUACUGAUGUAAGAAAUUCUUUUUUUUGAGCUAAAAUGUAAUAAAGUCUGGAUUAUUUCAUUGAAACGUUUGUGAGGUGGUGAUUUUCUCAGGGGUAAGGGCUAAGUUAUAUAUGCAAUAAAUACAUUCUUAAUAGUGCAAAAAAGCCAAAACCAAACAGUAAAGAAAAUGUGCAAUU